AUUAAGCGUAUAUGUAACAAAUGCAAUUAUUUUACAUUACUUUAAUACUUAAAACUCGUGGUGCAUCCCGUUGCAACUAAAUAAAAUCCACUUAUUCUAUAUAAUGAAUUGUUCCUACCAACAAACCUCAUCAGUCCAUCUCCUAAAGAACAGAGAUGCUCCGCCUCUUUUUCUCCUCCGCUUAAAGCUGUUCACACGUCUCAGCUGCUCUGUGCUCACUACUCAGACUCGGAGUCAGACCUGCUCGAGCUCUAGCUGCUUCCACUCGAUACGUGCAAGUGUGUUUUGAAAAUCAUAGUCAUAAAACACAAGAACCUAAGUUGCUUUCUAUGCAACUCAACAAACUACCUGACCGUAUCUGUAGGGAAGUUUAAUUCCGUUUAGUCAACUGGAUUAAAUUAACCUGUUAUUUGUUUUAAUUUGUAUCCACGAGACAUCGGGCGCUGUUGCGAGAGCGUCCAGCGCCGCCGGUGGUACUGUGGCUCUGUCCCCAGUGUGGCAUGAUCGAGGGUUAAAGCAGACAGACCUGACGUUGCAGUCGCUCCUGAACAGGAUUCAAUGAAAAUGUCUGUCUGCAUCCACGAGAACCGCAAGUCCCGUGCCAGCACGGGCUCUAUGAACAUCUAUCUGUUCCACAAGUCCUCGUACGCUGAUAGCGUGCUGAUGCACCUGAAUGCUCUACGCCAGCAGAGGCUCUUCACCGAUGUCCUGCUGCAUGCCGGAAACCGUUCGUUCCCGUGCCACAGAGCCGUUCUGGCCGCAUGCAGCCGCUACUUUGAGGCCAUGUUCAGCGGAGGGCUGAGAGAGAGUCAAGACAGUGAAGUGGACUUUAGGGACUCCAUUCAUCCAGAGGUGUUGGAGCUCCUUUUGGAUUAUGCCUAUUCAUCAAGAGUCAUUAUAAAUGAGGAGAAUGCAGAGUCUCUUCUCGAGGCCGGUGACAUGCUGGAGUUUCAGGACAUCCGAGAUGCCUGUGCUGAGUUCCUUGAGAAGAACCUCUACCCAUCCAACUGUCUAGGCAUGCUGCUGCUCUCAGAUGCCCACCAGUGCACCCAGCUGUUUCAGCUGUCCUGGAGCAUGUGCCUCAGCAAUUUUCCUGCUAUCUGCAAGACCGAGGAGUUUCUCCAGCUGCCCAAGGACAUGCUGGUCCAGCUGCUGGCACACGAGGAGCUUGAAACCGAAGACGAACGUCUGGUCUAUGAAUCGGCGCUCAACUGGGUAAACUACGACCUUGAGAGAAGGCACUCUCAUCUCCCCGAGCUGCUGCAUACUGUGCGUCUGGCUCUCCUGCCUGCCAUCUUUCUCAUGGAGAAUGUCUCCACAGAGGAGCUUAUCAUCGCCCAAGUCAAAAGCAAGGAGCUGGUGGAUGAGGCUAUCAGAUGCAAACUGCGCAUCUUGCAGAACGAUGGCGUCGUCAACAGUCCCUGUGCCCGUCCACGCAAAACCAGCCAUGCCCUUUUCCUGUUCGGUGGCCCCACGUUUAUGUGUGACAAGCUUUACCUUGUGGACCAGAAGGCCAAAGAGAUCAUUCCAAAGGCGGACAUCCCCAGUCCACGCAAGGAGUUCAGCGCCUGUGCAAUUGGCUGCAAAGUGUAUGUGACUGGUGGCAGAGGCUCGGAGAACGGCGUGUCUAAGGACGUUUGGGUGUAUGACACGCUGCAAGAGGAAUGGUCCAAAGCAGCUCCCAUGCUUAUAGCACGUUUUGGGCAUGGAUCGGCAGAGUUGCGCCACUGCUUGUAUGUUGUCGGAGGUCACACAGCUGCUACUGGCUGCCUGCCUGCAUCACCAUCUGUGUCCUUGAAGCAGGUCGAGCAGUUUGACCCGGUUGCGAACAAGUGGAGCAUGGUGGCCCCGCUACGAGAGGGAGUCAGCAAUGCCGCAGUAGUUAGCGUAAAGCUCAAGUUGUUUGCCUUCGGAGGAACGAGUGUAGCCCACGACAAGCUUCCCAAGGUUCAGUGCUACGACCCUGCAGAAAAUCGGUGGAUGGUCCCGGCUUCCUGCCCGCAACCGUGGCGCUACACUGCAGCCGCUGUUCUCGGCAACCAGAUCUUUGUAAUGGGCGGUGACACCGAAUUCUCGGCUUGCUCUGCCUAUAAGUUCAGCAGUGAGACUUAUCAGUGGACUAAGGUGGGAGAUGUUACGGCGAAGCGAAUGAGCUGCCAGGCAGUGGCUUCUGGGAACAAACUGUAUGUGGUGGGUGGUUACUUUGGUACACAGCGCUGUAAAACGCUGGACUGCUACGACCCCACGUCGGACGCCUGGAACAGCAUAACUACUGUACCUUAUUCAUUAAUUCCCACUGCCUUUGUCAGCACUUGGAAGCACCUCCCAGCCUGAUGCAUGCCUGUUGUCUCCUCUGUGACCCUACUGUUUCUGAGAGAGUUUCUUGAAUCCCUGUGUCGUAUUGUCUACUGGAUUCCAACUGUGAAGAAGUACUUUAACCCUCCUGUGCAAUUUUAUCAAGACAUUUUCUCCUAAACAGUGAUGUGUACAUACGUCCAGUCACAACAAAGCUUUUUCUGCUGCAAGUUCACCAAAAUCUUUCCUGCUUCGGAAGCAGCCUGCAUUCGUUUUGUGGAGAACACAGGCUUCACCUUGAAAACCAAAAGAACUGCGGUGCAUUUCAUCAUAACCAGCGUGUUCAUCACACUUGCCCCCCCCCAUAUGUGUGUAUUUUCACUGUUUUUGUACAAUGUUGAUGCAAGCUACAAUAGACUCGUAUGCCUGUCUCGAUCUGUAUACUGCAUGAAGGAUGACUGGAUGCUUUUGGGAGAUCAAGAAUCUCAACGCAUGAUUGCAAACAUUAAGACUGGAAGAUGAACAACUUCCUCUUUCUCCUGGACAAUUACCUCACUUGCUGAUGUGUCUAGCUUCUCUUCCCUCCACAAUGUUAAACAUUUAUCCUGCUCAAAAUAAAAUGCCGAGGCAUAAUGUGAACCUUUAAUGGACUAUGUUGAACUUCAGAUUAAGCUGAAUGAAAGAUGAUCAAGCCUUUUUUAUUACGGAUUUGUUCUUCACGCCUCUGUACGAGGAACGCAGGCUGAUGCUGGGCUCUUGUUGAACAGACCUUAGCAGCUUUGUGUGAAAAUGGACAUGGGGACAGUGUGUCCCAAGGUACAUCCACCAGCUGUGUUUAUGUGACUAAGUGGGUGUGAGAGAGGCAUGUCCUGGCAUGUUAGUCUGAGUAAGGACCCUUGUGACCCCACUGAGCCCCUUCCUACAACAACCCAUCACCCACUACAGUAAACCCUGACAAACAGCAUGAGCAUACCCCCCGAGAACAACAAAAUAACUUACAAACACUUCAUCAGUAGAUUCUGAUGACUGAUAGACUUGAGUUUCUCGAGUCGCUCAAGACACUUUUGCUUUGCCUGUUCUAUUCUAAGCACAUGCGGUCACAGUAAACGUGAACGACAGAAGGAGAGAGAAAGAGGUGAGAGUCAUUUCGUCACCUUGCGAGGGAAUGCAGUCUCUAUGGCAACGUCAAUGAAAAACCUGAACUGUAAAUUAAAAAAAGGAUAAAGUGCAAAAAGAAACUGGUUGUCUUAAAAUAUUUCAGUGUCUGUUAGUAGUCUUAAUUUAUGAUUUUUUAUAUAAUGCUUUUGUUUUGAUUCAUUGUGUACGAACAAUAUUUUUGGUAUUUAUUGUUUUUCUGCUUGCGUACAUGUUUGGAUGUAGCAAAGAUGUCAGGUUUUUGUAUAGCGCAUGGCUCGAAAUGCUCUAUUCCCGCUGCACUUUUGCACAUUUGCGUGAGGUGAUUUUGACUGGGCGGGUGGAAUUUGUAGAGGUCAGCGAACGCUUGAGCCUUUUGCUCAUCUGAUCAAAACCAAGGAGGCUUGGGGGUCAUAGGUUAUUGACAGGAUAAGAAUGGGCCGAAUGAUGUCACUGGUUCAGAUUACCCAGGGUGCAGUGGAUGGGGAGUUGUAAAGGGAGUGUUCAGACAGCUUUGUGAACUAGAUAUUUAGGAAUUUACUAUUUCUGAACUCUAGACAUUUGAAUACGGCCCAGAUGAUUCAAAUGUGUCAAAGUUGAUUUACCCUUUACCCUGUUCUGGUAGUGUAUUGAAACAUUUAUAUUUGUAAAAGUAUACAAUGGAAUUUAAGGGAUAGUUCAUAGAUUUUAUAUUUAGUUUUUUGGGUGAACUGUCCCUACCCCCAACCUCUAAACAUUAGCAUGGUUUGUUGUCCAUUACAAGUGGUUUUGACUAGUGCCCAUUGCCAAACUGCAGUAUGGAACCUCUUUAAAUCUGCUCUGUGUCCAUCACUGUCAAUACCAAAACUCACACUGACCCAGGGUCUCUGGGUUGUAAGAGCCUGUAAAGCUAUCAAAGGAAUGUGGCAUCUGCAGCUGCUCCCAGAACAGCUGGAACUGUCACCAGCAUGUCGUAAGUUUGACUGUCCCUCACAUUUUAGUGUAGCAUUAAAGGGCUAGUUUGUCCAAAAAAACAAAUGUGUCAUUUAUUACCCCUCAUGUCAUUCAAAACCUGUGGAAGUCAAUGUGGCCCAAUGUUGUUUGGUUACCAACCCUCUUCAAAAUAUCUUCUUUUGUGUUUUGCAGCAGAAAGAAAGUCAUACAGGUUUGGAAUGACAUGGAGUGUAAUUGAUGAAAGGAUUUCUUUUUGGGCAAACUGUCCCUUUAAUAGCAGCCAUCUUGCUGAAUGUGGGUUGAUGUUUAAUAACAGAAGUUAGUUCUGCAGGGCUUGGUUUUGUUGCAGCUUCCACCUGUUACAGUCUACAGCUAUAUGCUGUUAAAUUGUGGUACAUUUAAUAAUAAUGAUGACUAUAUUGGUGUUAUGACUAAGCUACACCCCAAAGGUUCCAAAAUAAAAUUGAAAAGCGAUGUCUACAUAAGGGCAAAGACCGUAGUGCUUUCACAGCAGUGCCAAACACACUGUAGACUUUAGCCGUCUGUUUCGAUUAUUUCAGAACGAUGCAAAGACAGCAAAGGUUUCAAGCAAGGAUGAAAAACACCGCUAGCAAGUUGCUAUGCUAUAGCUGUUGUGACAGCACUGUUCUUUAUAUAGCUUUACAUUAAUGGACAUUCCGAAUAAAGUAAUCUAUGUUGUUCCAUUGCACAGCGACAUAGCAUGUAAUAUAUACUGUAUAUAUAUAUAUAUACACAUGUAUGUGUGUAACAGUUUUCUAUUGGAAAGACUUGUGUUUACACACAGAGAGAGCGAGAGAGAGAGAGAAAAUCCAUUGAGGGUUCACAUUCCUCGCACAAUCCCCCCCCCAGCAAAGUAGUUUCAGGAAAUUCUAGCUUACUGGGUUCCCUUUUAGCCUUUAGGGGUUUUACACCACCUCCAUCCUUGACCCACCCCCUUCCCCCAAAAUACCUUUUCACAAAGCAUAGCACACGCUGACCUCCAACCAAUCAGAAAACGCUCUUCUGCCCAUUGCAAAGCACAGUUGCCACUGCGAUGGUCAACAAUCAUUGCUCCCCUCUUCAUCUCAACUGGUAAUUUUCAAGUGUUUUGUUUUUCCCUUUCUCGCCCCCUAACUCUUAUGCCCUCCUUCCCUCUCUCCUGCUCAAGUGAACAAUUUGGAGGUGACUCGCAGGUCCGUGUGCAUUGAGAACCUGUAUGCCUUCACAAACAGAAGCAUUGCUAAAACACUGUCAAUGUUGGCUGUACUGUUGUUUUCGUGAAUGUCUUUUUUCAUUUCUGUAUGUGUCGUAUUAUAUUAUGGUAUUGUUGUUUUAUCUCAACCACAGCGGUUAACAUUAUUUUGUACAAGUGAUUUUUUCACAAUGUGAAAUUCAUGGCUAAAUAAAGAGUUUUUCCUCUUGA
Molecule: messenger RNA, 5785 nt
Organism: Triplophysa rosa
Lineage: Eukaryota; Metazoa; Chordata; Actinopteri; Cypriniformes; Nemacheilidae
Gene: enc1
Product: ectodermal-neural cortex 1
Exons: 4
Coding region: 559-2334 (591 amino acids)
Molecular function (GO): protein binding
Source: RefSeq, a predicted model, not a curated record